Molecule: messenger RNA, 922 nt
Organism: Dothidotthia symphoricarpi CBS 119687
Lineage: Eukaryota; Fungi; Ascomycota; Dothideomycetes; Pleosporales; Dothidotthiaceae
Product: 40s ribosomal protein-like protein S15
Exons: 5
Coding region: 70-531 (153 amino acids)
Biological process (GO): ribosomal small subunit assembly; translation
Cellular component (GO): cytosolic small ribosomal subunit; ribosome
Molecular function (GO): structural constituent of ribosome; RNA binding
Source: RefSeq, a predicted model, not a curated record
CUUCGACACUAACCACCAGCGACCGACCCCAUCGAAGUUCACUGUCCAGAUACUUCGACAAUCGCAACCAUGGCUGAUUCGGAAUACAACGCUGAGGAGGCUGCCGAGCUCAAGAGGAAGAGAGCGUUCCGCAAGUUUUCCUACCGUGGAGUCGACCUCGACCAGCUCCUCGACCUCUCCUCGGAGGAGCUCCGUGACCUCGUCCACGCCCGUGCCCGUCGUCGGUUCAACCGCGGUCUCAAGCGCAAGCCCAUGGGUCUGAUCAAGAAGCUGCGCAAGUCGAAGCAGGAGGCCAAGCCCAACGAGAAGCCCGACCUCGUCAAGACCCACCUCCGUGACAUGAUCGUCGUCCCCGAGAUGAUUGGCAGCGUCAUCGGCAUCUACUCCGGCAAGGACUUCAACCAGGUCGAGAUCAAGCCCGAGAUGGUCGGUCACUACCUUGGAGAGUUCUCCAUCUCAUACAAGCCCGUCAAGCACGGAAGGCCCGGUAUUGGUGCCACUCACUCUUCCCGUUUCAUUCCUCUCAAGUAAAUGGUCUGGGUCUUGGUUGCAUGAGUUUCUUUGUGGGGUGGACGAUGUACUUGAUGACCUACAACGAAUCCAGGUGUUAGGUGCAUUACCCUUGAUGGCUGUGACGCACAAAAGCGAUCACGGCGGGCAUGAAGAUAUGGUGUACAUAGCACCAUUUAACUACAUCAAAGAUACCUCCACACCAUCUUGCUGCGGUGUGACGACUCAUCUCUCCUAUUUUCUUGACUUCAUUCUAUUCCAACAUCUCACUCAUGUAGCAGUUUUGGACAUGGUACAAGGCCCAUGCGUUGCAUUGGCAAGAAAGUAUUAUGGAAUGGGUAUUGGUAAGAUAUGGAAACAAGCAGGACACAGAAUAUAAAUUCUACCUCCCAAGACGCAUCUCAACCUUUGC